AACGGUUCGCAAUGGUUUGUCUCUAAGAGACGGAACCAGACGCUUGAGACUCAGAACCCGGGACGGCCCGGCGCGCAGAACGCGGAGACUGCGCAGCAGCGCCGGCCGAGCGCCCCGCGAGCCCGGCCGGCGCCCGCAGUGGCCGUUUCGUAACCGCGGCGAGGCCGGAAGCGCCGCCCGCCCCGCCCCUCGGUGCCGUGCGCAGCUCCCCCGGAGCUUCCGCUCUGUUCCCUUUUAUGGGAGGAAACAUUUGUUUUGUCAGUUCUCUGACGCCACCGCCGCGGCCUGGCCCUAGAGCCGGGUCCUAGGGGAGCCUCUCCCAGUCGCUACUUCCGCUUCCUUCCAGCGAGGACCCCGGGCCUCCCGGUUGGCGCGUCGGGGGCGGCGUGCAGCGCAACCACGAGACGGCCUUCCAAGGAAUGCUUCGCAAACUGGACAUCAAAAACGAAGACGAUGUCAAAUCCUUGUCGAGAGUGAUGGUCCAUGUUUUCAGCGACGGCGUAACAAACUGGGGCAGGAUUGUGACUCUCAUUUCUUUUGGUGCCUUUGUGGCCAAACACUUGAAGAGCAUAAACCAAGAAAGCUGCAUCGAACCCUUAGCAGAAAGUAUCACAGAUGUUCUCGUACAUACAAAAAGGGACUGGCUAGUCAAACAAAGAGGCUGGGAUGGGUUUGUGGAGUUCUUCCAUGUAGAGGAUCUAGAAGGCGGCAUCAGAAAUGUGCUGCUGGCUUUUGCAGGUGUUGCUGGAGUAGGAGCUGGUUUGGCAUAUCUAAUAAGAUAGCCUUGUAAGUGCAAUAGUUGACUGUUAAACAACCCCAGGCACCAAAACAAUAUACUUCUGUGAAAUCAAAGUACUUGGGCUUGAAACUGUCCAAGCAGCAACGUCAAAGAGGCCAUUUCGCAAGAAAAUUAUGGCUACCAGUAAUGGGAAAAGUAGUCCCCUUCAAGAGUCACAGUGAAAGAAGCAAAGUGCAGUUUCAGCAACAAACAAAACUGGGAGAGACCGUGAAAGACUUCCAGAUUUAGUGAAGAUGAUAGGGUGGAAAGACUUGAUUUCUUUUCUAGAACCAGAGGAGUGGCCAGUAAGUAGCUAGUUAGUCAUAGAAGUCAUUAAAUGUGCCAGCAAAUCAUCAAUUGCCUAGUGUUAAAAGAGAAGCACUAACAAUGCUCGUGACGUGUAAAACGGAUUUAAGCUACAAGGAGUUGAACUCUGACCACAGGCCUCAGUACUGUAGAACAGCGUGUGAAGGGUAGCUUUUCCUCUAUAAUUUACUUUCCUGGUGUAUUUCUUGAGUAGACCAACAACAGCAACAUGGAAUAGUCCCAAUUUUUAAAACGAAAGCAACUUGUAUUUGUCUGUAAAAAUUGUAUAUAUUUUUACAGAAAGUAUUUGGACAUAAAAGUAUAUCCCAAAUUUACAGUAGUUUUUUUCAUACCCUUUUGAAAUUUGCAACUUCUGUAGUUAGGGAUCUUUCUUACAGCUUUUCUAUUCAGAACUUUGUCAUGGUCAGUUCUAGAGUGUAUGUAGAACUGUGUUACGUGUAUGCAGCCUGGUUGUACUGGAACAAAUCUGAUUCAUAACUAUGCAGGGUUUAAUUUUCCAGUCUGAUUUUGAUAAAUAAAAUGGAUUCUGGGGGAGGGUGGGCUGAUGGUCAUAAAAAUAAUAGGCUCUGAUUAGACAACUUCGAGUUCUUAAAUUUGAUCUAAUUUAACUGGUACAACUUAAAACUGAGUUCAUGAGCUCAUCUUUAAAGCUUACAUUCAAAAAUUUUCAGCUGUUCCAAGUGAGCAUUGUGUGUGAGAGACAUUUGAUUCCUUGUUUAAUUUGUAAAAUGAUGGCUUGCAAAAGCAGGCCAUCGUCUAACGGUGCUAAUACUGGGCUUGCUUGUUAAAUACAGGUUUAAGCCUAGUAUGCAAAUAAAAGAAAUUCUUAACAAGUUUCUUUUCUAUUAAUGAUUCCCAAGCUUUGUUUUGAAUUUUUGCAUUGGCAUCUCUGGGUCUCAGAUCAGAUCUGAAUUUACUGUAUUUCCUGUCCUUUGAAAUAUAUGCUGCUAGUCCUGCUCCCUGUACAGAUACUUACAUCCAUCUCUACAUCAUUAUUCUGCCCUGUUUGAACUCUUACUUGUCCUUUUAGUUUUCAGCACUAUGCACCCCUACUGGGAACCUAAUUAGCCCACCCCCCCCCACCCAGUUAACAGACCUUCAGCCAUCAUGGAUUUUAUCCCUUGGGAGGUAGGGACACCUCCGUGGGUGUUCUGACGGUAACAGUCAUGGGGGUGGGAGGGACUCCCUCUUCCUUGGUAUCCUUGCAGUUGAUUUAUCCUGUUUUUGGAAGGAAGGUUUCAAAAAUUCUUUUAGGAAUUUUCAGAAGAGAUAACAUGGCUUUCUCUACAAUACUUGCAUUUGAAUAUGCUCACUUAAAUUUCUAGAAAGAGAUGGGCUGUGUUGAUCCUGAGAGUUACAUAAAAGCUACUGGUAAACUGAAGAAAGCUGCUGUGUUGCAGCUAGGGUUAUUUGAAAGCUUCAGUCUCUAUGCGACCUUUAGUCUGCACUCCAGAUAAAAAUAGGCAUGAAUAAAGUGACUAAGAAUGUAAUAGGGAAGGAUUACCCUGCCUGUCCUCCUUGGAGCCAUAAAGUUGUCUUGCUAGAGCUAUUUUUACCUAUGUAUUUGUCUUCCUUGAUCACAAACCACUUAUUUAUAUCGUGUCUCUCUUAACCUAAAAGCACUUUAUGUAGUUUUUAAUCUUACGAUCUGGUUAAGGUGACUAAAAAAACCUCUCUUCCCAUACCCAGUUGUGAGAUGAGUGUAAAUUGGUGUGCAGGAGCUUCACUUCCCAGUUGACUGGUGUGAGGCUGAAGUGUAAGUAGGAUCUCAGUGGGUGUUUUGGGUCCAGGGCAGUGAGGGCUUACAGAGCCUGAGAAAUUGGGGAAAAGGAUGUGGGGGAAGGGUGGAGGACUACAGUUGAUUUACAGGAAGAAGAGGCAUGUGGUCUUACAAAGUGCUGACUGGCUAUAUAGUUCAGACAGAAUCUUCCAAAAUGGAAAGGGAGGGGCUGCUUGGAUAGCUCUCAGUGACUUCUAUUUGUCUUGUGUUUCUCUCAGGGAAAAAACACGCAGUCCUCUAGUGGUGGUGAUACAUUCUAUUGGGAGGGGUGGACACCUUGGUUCUGGUUAAACAGCUGUUUUUCACAGCUGUGCCAGGAAAGAUUAGGACCAACUACAAAUUAAUGAGCUGUAAAAUGUAGUAUCUUUCUCUAACUUCCUGUUCUUCCUGAGGAAAAAAAAUAAAUCUUUUCAAAUUAAGGUGUGGUAUGGGUCUUUCCUCCUUGACACUUUCUUCCCCCUUUUAGGGAAGUCAUCAUUGGAGCAGAUGUAUGUAGGUGAAUUGAAAGCAAAAUCCCCACCAGGCUGAUUUGCCUUAAAACAAAGGAUAGCUCUUCAUUUAAAUUAGAGGUGUUGGGUUUUGUUUGUUUUGUAUUUUGAAAUGUGCUGGCCUUGAGUUUGUAGUGAUCCUCCUACCUUGUUGGCUGGGAUAACAGGCCUGCACCUGGCAUAGGGGUGUUGGGUUUUUCAGGCAGGCACUGUGCUGCUGAGCUAUAUAUCCCCUGACCAUUGGGGUUUUGAUUAAAUGUUUUGUUGCA
This is a messenger RNA of Chinchilla lanigera (long-tailed chinchilla), 3642 nucleotides long. RefSeq names its product myeloid cell leukemia 1 (gene Mcl1). Gene Ontology annotation, biological process: mitochondrial fusion; extrinsic apoptotic signaling pathway in absence of ligand; release of cytochrome c from mitochondria. Gene Ontology annotation, molecular function: channel activity; protein homodimerization activity; protein heterodimerization activity. Gene Ontology annotation, cellular component: mitochondrial outer membrane. NCBI's taxonomy places the organism in Eukaryota, Metazoa, Chordata, Mammalia, Rodentia, Chinchillidae. The record is from RefSeq and is a predicted model, not a curated record.